ACGAAAGCGGUUCCCGAGGCUGCGACGCCCGCGGCGAGUGGAUGAACUAGGCGGGGAAGAGUCGCCGCCAACGCCGCCGGGAGAGCUUCCGCGUCGCGGGACGGAAGUGACGUCAGGGGCGUGCGGUCAUCGUUGUGCGCCUGUGGCGGCCGCCAUCUUGGCUGCUGGGGCUGCCGCUGCCGCUGGUUCGGCCAGAGACCGGCUUCGGCGAGCGAGAGGCAGGUCCCAGUGCAAGAUGGGAGUCGCACCUGCCUGAGUCACUGUGGUGCCUUCAUGGAACCUUGCCCUACACCAAGCUGUGCCAUGGGGAUAGCCAGGGAAGCCGCAGACCGAGCAGAUGGAUGUGCCAGCCAUAUCCUUUGCAUGGAGCCUUGCCGUAGAGACCCUUGCUGGGGUGGACAGAACUAUCCUGCCCCAGAAGCGCUGGCCUCGGCAGGAGCAGCGUGUCUGAGCGAGGCAAGCGCAGCAGCAGCAGCAGGAGCAAUCGGCCCCGCUACAGAAAGCUGUCCACAGGAAGAAUGGCCCAAGCCACAGAGUCCCCCCUACAAGAAGAGAGGCCUAGAGACCAAAGGCAAGCUGCCUUCUACACAGCUGAAGAGGCAGGCAGAGGAGACAGGCCCUCGGGAAGCCCUUGCAGAUGGACUCUGUGCUUCCCCAGAGGCAGCCUUGGUUCCGGCCAAAGAGCAGCCGGCAGCUCUCCCAUCCGCGCAGAAGCGCCCACGUGGUCGCAGGCCCCGCAAGAAGGGAGGCGCUGGCUGCACAGGCCCUGCCCGCCAGGAGCCCAAGGGACCCCCCGAGGCCCCUGGGCCUUCGGAGAACGGCCCACCCCUGCCUGUGAAGGUGCCGAAGAAGCGGGGGCGCAAGUCCAAGGCUGAGCUGCUCCUGAGGAAGCUGUCGCAGGGACUGGAGUGCCAGGCGCCCGAUCCCCUCUGCCAACAGAAGCUGCUGGCCGGUGACGGAGAUGUGGACUGUCUGGAGACGAUGCCCGGGGGGCGCCCAAAGCGGAGGGCGGCAAAAGUAGCCCUUCUGUACCUGCAGGAGCUGGCCGAAGAGUUGACCUCUGUGUACCAGCCGCCCGCUCGCAGCCAGCCCUUGGAGGACGCCCCGCGGCCGGAGGAGCCCAGCCGGAAGCGGCGAGGCCGGAAGCCCCAGAGCCAGAAGCGGGAGAGUGAGGAGGAUGCGGAUUUCGUCCCCUCGGAGGAAGGGCUCCUGCAGGAGGAGGAGGAAGAGGAGGAGGAGGCGGAGGAGGAGGAAGAGGACAGCGACCUGCGGCUCAGCGAGGCCUCCAACUCUGACCUGGAGCCCGGCCUGCGUGGAGCAGCGAGGCCCAAGAGCCACUGCCGAGGGUUUGCAUCCAACGGCUUACACAAGUCCAUCAUGGCCCCCAUCUGGAAGGCACUCUCCGUCACCCACCGCGUGCGUGAGAAGCUCUACUCAAACUGGGAGUUUCCAGAGUGGGUGCCCUCUGCCCGGAAGUGGGUCUUCCUCUCGGAGAGCGAAGCUGAGGAAUACCUCCCCCGCGAGACCAAGUCCCCGCUCUUCUGCAUCAAGCGCGAAGGCCUGCACGAAGACAGCAGCGUCCUCUACCGGAUCAACAGGUUCAACGCCUUGCAGCCCCACGAGGAGCGCCUGGACGUGACCUUCUUUGUGGGGGGUCCUGUCUGGGCCAUGGAGUGGUGCCCCACCCCAGAAGGCUCCGGGGCCUCCCAGUACGCAGCCAUCUACUGCAAUCCUGGCAUGGACGACCGGCACAGCUUGGCGGGGACCCACACCGGGCCAGCGCUGCUCCAGCUCUGGGAGCUAGGGCCCCUCCAGCAGGAGGCAGGGUCAGCCAGCAAGCCAGGACUGGCCUACGGCAUUGCCACCGACCACGGCUGCAUCUGGGAUAUGAAAUUCUGCCCCAGUGGCGCCUGGGAGCCUCCUGCCACCCGCCACAAGUCGCCCUCCCAGAUGAGCCGCCUGGGGCUGCUGGCCGUGGCCUUCUCUGACGGCAAGGUGGUGCUGUACAGCCUGCCUCACACAGAGGACCUGCGUGGCUCCCGGAGAGCCCAGGUAACAGGUGGGUCCUCCCCCCGGCACACCAUCUGCAAGGUCCAGUGCGUGGCUUCCCUGCAGGUGGGGGCCAUCCAGGCCGGGAGCCCCUCCGAAUGCGGACAGUGCCUCAGCUUGGCCUGGAUGCCGGCAAAGCCUCACCAACGCCUGGCGGCUGGUUUCUAUGAUGGCACAGUGGCCCUCUGGAGCCUGGCCAGUCGCUCCCUGCUGCAGCGCGUGCGUCAGCCCGACGGCUCCCUCAAACUCUACCCCUUCCACUGCUUCCUGGCCCACGACCACGCCGUGCGCAACAUCCAGUGGUGCAAAGCCAACAGCAACUUCAUGGUGACGGCCGGGAACGACCGCAAGAUAAAGUACUGGGACCUGCGGCGGCUGCACGAGCCGCUCAACAGCAUCAAGCGCUUUCUGAGCACGGAGAUCGCCUGGCUGCUGCCCUACAGCGGCAUAACGGUGGCCCAGGACAACUGCUAUGCCUCGUACGGCCUGUGUGGGAUCCACUACCUGGACGCCGGCUACCUGGGCUUCCGGGCUUACUUUGUGGCCCCUCGGAAGGGCACUGUGUGGAGCAUCUCUGGAUCUGACUGGCUCAACACAGUGGCUGCCGGAGAUGUCACAGGGGAGCUGGUGGCGGCCAUGAUGCCUGACCUGUCCGUCAACCCACACAACGUCAAGCGUCCGUCGGAGCGCCGAUUUCCCGUCUACAAGGCCAGCCUGCUCCCCUGUAGCCUCCACAACCAGGAGGCAUCGACAAGAGCCCCCGGCGAAAAGCUCAUGGCCAGUGUGGAGGGCAGGACGUACCAAGAGUCCGUGGCCCAAAACUACAUCCUCUUCCGAGACACGGACCUGAGGAACUUCAAGAACAUCUUCAAGCGGAAAGGGAGGAAGAAGCCUCUCCCAGCAGAAGAGGAGAAGGAGGGGGACGGACUGGGGCGCCUACAGCUGGAGGCUGUGCACAAGGUGCGCUUCAGCCCCAACCUGGCCUGCCACACCUGGCUGCUGUCGGGGGGCCAGUCCGGCCUCGUGCGUCUCCACUGCCUCCAGGCCCUUGCCUCCCCCCCCAGCCGCAAGCUCCUCCGCGAGUGCCAGGCCCAGUUCAGCGCCAUGUUUGACAUGGAGGAGCAGGCAGGCAGCCCUGCAGCAGAGCCCCCCGGGGCACACCCUGCGGUCAGCUGAGCAGCCCCCCCUCGGCACCGGCAGAAAUCGAGGAGGGGGAGGAGGCGGGGAUCUCGUUCGAGGUGCCCAGAGCCACGAGGACAUCUUGCAGGUCAUUGGCGGACUGGCUGGAUCCUGGUUGCAUUGUGAGGAUGGACACGGCUACGAAGGAGCACAAGGAGGGGCCAGACCCCCAGUGGGCUUGUGGGCGUCUCCUUUCCCCUUGGGUGGGGCUGGGAGCGAGAAGCAGCCCCUGCCCCCAAACUGGACAUCUCUCCAUGAUUGUGAGCGAGGGGUCUUUGUGUGACCCACAGCUCCAGGGCAGGGAGGGGGUUUCUGCCUCCUUUUGGCUGACCCAGUGGAACAAACCUCCCCCCCCCCAACAUGGGCCGGCUGGGGUUGGCUAGGCACAUGGGGCCCAGACCAGCUCCCUGCUAGAUGCAUUUUGGGCAUUUUGCCCCGGCCGGCCUCUUGGGGGGGCAAGGGGGGGCACAGCAGCCUUGCUCACAUUGAGCUCAUUCCUUGUCUUUAAUUGUUGUUCUUAUUAAAGUGACUUGUUUUGUUUCAAA
Messenger RNA from Lacerta agilis (Sand lizard), 3773 nucleotides. RefSeq names its product general transcription factor IIIC subunit 2 (gene GTF3C2). The coding region runs from base 274 to 3225 and encodes 983 amino acids. Gene Ontology annotation, cellular component: transcription factor TFIIIC complex. The transcript is spliced from 19 exons. Gene Ontology annotation, molecular function: protein binding. Gene Ontology annotation, biological process: transcription by RNA polymerase III. NCBI's taxonomy places the organism in Eukaryota, Metazoa, Chordata, Lepidosauria, Squamata, Lacertidae. The record is from RefSeq and is a predicted model, not a curated record.